Molecule: messenger RNA, 342 nt
Organism: Callithrix jacchus (white-tufted-ear marmoset)
Lineage: Eukaryota; Metazoa; Chordata; Mammalia; Primates; Cebidae
Source: RefSeq, a predicted model, not a curated record
AUGCCCAAGCCCAGCUCCUGGGCCACGGCCCAGAACUCAGGGGGCUCAGCUUACAGGGAGGAGAGGGACCGGCCAUACGGCCUGCUGUCCAUCAACACAGUGACUGUGCUAGAUGCAGAGGGGCUGUGUACCGGGCCUUGCAGCUGUGAGGAUGACGGCUACCCAGCCCUGGAUCUGGAUGCCAGCCACGAGCCCAGCCCAGGCCUAGAAGACCCACUAUUGGACACGGGCACCACAGUCCUCUCUGGUGGCUGUGUCUUGGCUGGCAGUCCUGGGCUAGGAGGGCCCCUGGGAAGCCUCCUGGACAGACUAAAGCCACCCCUUGCAGAUGGGGAGGACUGA